AUGUCCGCUCCCAAGAUCAUCCUUUACACCAACCGCCUGUGCCCAUGGGCUCACCGCGCCCACAUCGCGCUCAAGGAGUCUGGCCUCGACUUCGAGGAGGUCACCAUUGAUCUUGACACACCCCGCGAACCCUGGUACCUGGAGAUCAACCCACGUGGCCAAGUUCCCACUCUCUCCUACAACGGUACUAUCAUCAGAGAAUCUGGCAUCAUCGCCCAAUUUAUCGCCGAUGCCCACCCCUCCAACCUUCUGCCUCCGUCCGGCCCAGCCGAGAACGCCCUCUUCCGCGCUCGCCUCUCCUUCUUCGUCGACUCUUUCUUCAGCAAGGUCGUUCCUCACUUCUUCGCUAGUGUGCGCUCUGCCUCUGAGGAAGAGCGUGAUGGUCAUGCAGAGGCACUGGUUGCCGCUGUUGUGAAGGAGGUUGAGCCUCUUCUUGCGGAUACGGAUGGCAAGGGACCAUUCUUUGGAGGAAACGAGAAGAUCACACUGGCUGAGGCCCAAUCUGGAUCCUUCCAGCUUCGUAUAAUGGGCUUCACUAAGCCUGAGCAUGGACUGGUUAGCAAGAAUCUGCCUGGCCUGCUUGAGGCCCAGGCACCACGAUUCAAGCGCUGGGCCGAGGCUGCAGCUCAGCAGGAGAGUGUGACCUACAUGUUUGAUUUGAAUGCUGUUGCGAACCGGAUGCGGGCUCGGUAUGCGCCUAAGAACUGA
Penicillium longicatenatum is the source of this 708-nucleotide messenger RNA. RefSeq names its product glutathione S-transferase family protein. Lineage: Eukaryota; Fungi; Ascomycota; Eurotiomycetes; Eurotiales; Aspergillaceae. The transcript is spliced from 3 exons. The record is from RefSeq and is a predicted model, not a curated record. Bases 1 to 708 code for a protein of 235 amino acids. Gene Ontology annotation, cellular component: cytoplasm.